UACCGCUCGUCCACUCAAUAAGGAAAGGGGGAAAAAGAACUAUUGCUAGUCAUAACUGGCACAGCUCACAGGCACGGCAAGAAGGCGCAACCAAAUCCUAGCCAUCCAUAAAGCCACUGACGUCUUUUGAAGAGUGGGAAAUCUAAGACAUAAAGUGCUUUCCUAUCGCCGCUCCCGGCUUCGGCUUUCUGUUUUUGUCUCUCUCGUCCAGACUCCACACUCCCGUCUCCCGAAUGGAUUCAGGCAACCCAGAAAUGUCGAUCGAGGUUCCUCCUUACCUUCGAGUACGCAAGGACGGGAGCGUCGAGAGAUUAGCCGGCACCCAAGUUGCCCCUCCGGGCUUGGAUCCUGUCACCAAUGUUAUAUCCAAAGACAUCCUCAUCAUACCCGAAACCGGCUUGACAGCCAGGCUUUAUCGUUCCAACUCCGUCGCCAAAACUCCUCAGAAGCUUCCUUUACUGCUCUACUAUCAUGGCGGCGCCUUUUGCAUUUCUUCGACCUCCGAUCCCUUUUACCAUAACUCCCUCAACAACCUCGUGGCGGAGGCUAACCUUGUUGCUGUGUCUGUCAACUAUAGAUUGGCGCCAGAGCAUCCUCUUCCAGCGGCAUAUGAAGACUCCUGGGAUGCGCUUCGGUGGGUAGCGUCUCACGCCACAGAAGACCGUGAAGACCACGAAAGCUGGCUCAAGAACAACGUUGAUUUUGACAGGGUGUUAUUGGGAGGUGAUAGCGCGGGCGCCAAUAUUACGCACUUCCUGGCCUUAAGGUUGCAUGCCUCGGACCCUGUUCCUACAGAGUAUUUCAAGGUUUCUGGUCUCGUUAUGGUGAAUCCUUAUUUCUGGGGGAAGGAGCCGAUUGGAGUGGAGAUUACUGAUACAACAAGGAGGGAAAUGGUGAACAAGUGGUGGGAUUUUGUGUGUCCAUCGGAGAAAGGGAAUGAUGAUCCGCUGAUUAACCCGUUUGUGGAGGAAGCUCCGGCUUUGGAGAGGUUGGGUUGCAGUAGGGUGCUGGUCACAGUGGCGGAGAGAGACAUAUUGGCGGAAAGAGGGAAGCUUUAUUAUAAAAAAUUGUUGAACAGCGGAUGGAAGGGAAGGGCGGAGCUCUAUGAGACUAAGGGGGAGGAUCACGUGUUCCAUAUCUUCAACCCUAAUAGCGACAAGGCCAAGAGCUUAAUUAAACGCCUUGCUUCAUUCAUUAAUGAACAAUGAAGCUCCUCACCCGAAGCCAACUCUCUGCGAGGACCCCCGUCUUAAGGUCCCUAAAUAUAAUAAAGGUCACCCCCAGUUCACCGGUUAAUUCCAAAUUUCGUCUUCUGGCUUUUAACGUCAGACCACACAGCUUGUCUUUACUUUACGUCCUUCCAAUUGUUGGUCCGUAACCUUCCUUGUUAUGUUCUUUUAGGCCAUGUUCCAUGCACUAUCAUCCUUCGUUUUCCAGCCGUGCUACAAGUUCUAUGCCAGAGUUGCAGUUUUGAAAUUUAACUUUUCAACCGAGUUUGUAUAAGUUUGUUCGCAAGUAAACUUUCGUGGUGUUUUAGUUUAAAGUUUGAACUGUUGAUCCACAAAAA
This is a messenger RNA of Neltuma alba, 1567 nucleotides long. Its product is annotated as probable carboxylesterase 2. NCBI's taxonomy places the organism in Eukaryota, Viridiplantae, Streptophyta, Magnoliopsida, Fabales, Fabaceae. The coding region runs from base 234 to 1208 and encodes 324 amino acids. The transcript has a single exon. Gene Ontology annotation, molecular function: hydrolase activity. The record is from RefSeq and is a predicted model, not a curated record.